Sphaeroforma arctica JP610 is the source of this 870-nucleotide messenger RNA. RefSeq lists its product as hypothetical. Gene Ontology annotation, cellular component: mitochondrion. The transcript has 6 exons. Lineage: Eukaryota; Ichthyosporea; Ichthyophonida. Bases 1 to 870 code for a protein of 289 amino acids. The record is from RefSeq and is a predicted model, not a curated record. Gene Ontology annotation, biological process: mitochondrial fission.
AUGACAUCGAGAAUCCCUUGCAGGAAGGCAGUACCCGCUACCUUGGAUUUCUGGGUAGAGUUGGUAGGUAUGCACAGUCUUUGGACUCUGCGACCAUUUGCCAAACCGGCAGCACAGUCUGCAAAGGUGAGCGCAGGUGUUGCGAAAUCGGUCAAAUACGGGACGAAAAUAACUCAAAAUGCUAAUAUUGGAACUAAGGUGGUGAACACGGCUGCGACAGGUGCAAAGGUCGCGCAGACCGCCAAGAUUGGUGCAGUUGCAGCCAAAACAGCCAGAACGGGGAAGCUGGUUCAAACUGCCGCAAGGGCUGCGCAGAAUGCCAGAUCAGGUGCAAAGCUUGCUAAAACCGCAAAAAAUGUCGCACCAAUCGCCAGAUCUGGUGGGAAGACCAUGAAGGCCGUCAAUUCACUGACAUCCACCGCCAAGCUGACGAAAGGUGCGAAGAGUUUGGCCAUGAGCGGAGAUGUGGGCACAGCAAUCAAGCCGGUGGUGUCCCCCUUUAUCGUUAAGGCACUCUAUGGGGUGACCUACGCCUACGUGAGCAUCGAUGUGCUGUACUCGGGCUAUGCGGUCCGGCAGGCGGGUGGUGAGGCUAGAGAUGCGGCACGAGCCAUGGCUCAGACAAUGUGUUUUCAAGGGCUAGCCUCUUUUGCACUACCCGGGGUGAUCGUUCACACACAAAUACACUUCGCUGAAAAGAUGUUCGCUACGGUGAAGUCUCUCAAACCGUACCGCAAAUAUGGACCCACUGUCGCCGGAUUGGCUUGCAUACCACUCCUACCCACUCUCGUAGACACUCCGGCAGAGUAUUUGGUCGCUACUGUGUUUGACGUAGUGUGGCCGUCCGCUUUUGCCGACAGCCAAGCGUAG